UGUAAACGCAGCCGAACGCGGACACUGUUACCGGAGCACAUCCGUGUUUUUGGACGGCUUCUCUGGCUCCGGUGCGCGGCUUCCCGCUGCCAUGGCGUCCGGGACGGAGGGAAGGUGACGUGGACUGUGUGAAGGCGCUCUUCUCAGGGAUGCUGUGGAAUGAACCCGCCGUGGGAGGAAGGCUCAGCGUCACGCGCCGUGGGGGGGUGACGGACCAUGGAGUUCCUUCCUGCAGAUGAGGGGGGCGCACGGCCCGACCCUCCGCACGCCCUUGACCGGGUUCCCGGCGCGGUGCACGGCCGUAAGUCCUGCGGCUCAACAGGAGGGGGGCUCCCGGGGGACGGAGGCUGUAACCCGGCCCGGAGCUGCCAUGGCCGCGGGCAUCCGGCACCGAGGACGGGGACGCGCAAAGGAGGCGCCGCGGAGGUUAAAGGCGCGCAUCUCAGCGACGACAAAGUCCGAAUUUGCUGCGACGAAGAACUGGAAACAUCUUUUACCUACAUAGAUGAGAAUGUCAACUUGCGUGUGAGCAGUCCGGAGACCAGUUGUAAAAGUGCGCAAAGGACUGUGCGCAACGGAGAGCCGUGUUCAGAGACGUUACCGGAGCUGUCCUUCAUGUCGGAGGACGACCUGUCCUUCGGGGAGGGUCCGGGGACCUCCAUAGACUACGGCUUCAUAAGUGCGGUCACGUUCCUGGUGACCGGGAUCUCCUUGGUCAUCAUCUCCUACGCCGUGCCCCGGGACGUGGUCGUGGACCGUGACAGCGUGUCCGCGCGCGAGAUGGAGAGGCUGGAGAUGGAGAGCGCGCGGAUCGGCGCUCACCUGGACCGGUGCGUCAUAGCGGGUCUGUGCCUGCUGACCCUGGGGGGGGUGGUCCUGUCCACGCUGCUCAUGAUCUCCAUGUGGAAGGGGGAGAUGUACCGGAGGAAGGUCAUCGCUUAUUCCAAACGCUCCGCCAAACUGUACGGAUCCAUCAGCCUGAAGACCCGCUCCAGCCCCAGCCCCAGCCCCUCCUCUGCGCACCUGUCCGCGGAUGAGGAGGAACUGGAGGAAACCCUGACUUAAAACACACGCAAAACACACUUCAAUCAAGGAAUAAACGCCAUUAUUAUUAGAAAACACUGGAGGUCAGGGGUGGCAAACAUGCGGCCCGCGGGCCAAAACCGGUCCACCAAGCGGUCCAAUCCGGUCCUUGGAUGAAUUUAUGAAAAAC
Molecule: messenger RNA, 1213 nt
Organism: Sphaeramia orbicularis (orbiculate cardinalfish)
Lineage: Eukaryota; Metazoa; Chordata; Actinopteri; Kurtiformes; Apogonidae
Gene: tmem74
Product: transmembrane protein 74
Exons: 2
Coding region: 217-1065 (282 amino acids)
Source: RefSeq, a predicted model, not a curated record